AUGCUUAAAUUCGCGGACCUUGUUGAACGCGAUGCAGAGCGUCUAGCCACCCUCGAGUCCCUGCCAACCGGAAAGCCCGUCUCCCCGACUAUGCAGUUUGAUCUUGCCCAUAUGGUCGAGGUUUACAGAUACUACGCCGGCUGGGCUGGCAAAAUCAACGGCGACACAUUCCCUGAACAUAACGGGGUCUACAAGAUCGUGCGUCAUGAACCGCUCGGCGUCUGCGCCGGGAUCGCCUCCUGGAACGCUACAUUCAUGUACAUCGGAUGGAAAAUUGCCCCUGCCAUUGCUGCGGGGAAUGCCUUCAUAUUCAAACCCUCCGAGAAAUCUCCCUUCGGAGCGCUGGCACUCGGUGCUCUCUUCGCUGAGGCCGGAUUCCCGGCUGGUCUGGUGCAGAUUCUUAAUGGGGCGGCGAAUACAGGGGCACUGCUUGCGUCGCAUCCCCAAAUUGCGAAGAUCAGCUUUACUGGUUCUGUGGGUGGUGGCAAGGCGGUGCAGGAUCUUGCGACGAAAAGUAAUCUGAAGAAGGUGACGCUGGAGCUUGGUGGGAAGAGCCCUGCUAUUGUGUUUGAUGAUGUGGAAAUUGAGAAGGCUUUAGGGGGGGUAUGCGGGUUCUUGUUUAACUCGGGCCAGGUCUGUGUUGCAACAAGCCGCGUGCUAGUCCAAAACACCAUCGCAGAUAAAUUCCUCGCCGGGAUAAAAGCCGCCUUCGCCAACGCCGAAGCAACUCUAGGCUCGAACCCCCUCGACCCUACAACAAUGUACGGCCCCAUCGUCGACAAGGCGCAGUUCGACAAGAUCAUGUCCUACAUCAAGAUUGGCAAGAAGACCGCCACGCUGCUGACGGGUGGCGGCCAGAAGGGCGAGAAGGGAUACUUCAUUAAGCCGACUAUCUUUGUAAAUCCGGAUCCGGACAGCCCUGUUGUGAAAGAGGAGAUUUUUGGGCCGGUUAUGGUUGUGCAGACGGUUGGGAGCGAGGAGGAGGCGUUAGGAUUGGCAAAUGAUUCGGUUUAUGGGCUUGCUGCUUCGGUCUAUACGUCCAAUCUUGACCGGGCGUUGAGGGUAUCGAGCCAGCUUGAGUGCGGUGGUGUUGCUGUGAACUCGCCUUUCCUGCCACAGGUUGAAACGCCUUUUGGAGGGAUCAAGGCGAGUGGGCAGGGAAGGGAGCUGGGUAAAUAUGGCUUAUUGGAGUAUACCGAGCCGAAGAGUAUCCAUAUAAAGCUUGAUGUGCCGAAGUUGUAG
Messenger RNA from Aspergillus versicolor CBS 583.65, 1242 nucleotides. RefSeq lists its product as uncharacterized. Lineage: Eukaryota; Fungi; Ascomycota; Eurotiomycetes; Eurotiales; Aspergillaceae. Gene Ontology annotation, molecular function: aldehyde dehydrogenase (NAD+) activity. The transcript has 7 exons. The record is from RefSeq and is a predicted model, not a curated record. The coding region runs from base 1 to 1242 and encodes 413 amino acids.